GGGCCGCGCGGAGGCAGAGCCGCGCGGCAAGGAAGGCGGAGGUGCGCGCCGGGAACAGACGCUCGGGACACCGCCGCCCGCCGCACACGUGCAGCCUCCGCCGCACGCAGGGCUCCUGCCUCGCAGCAUUGCUGCCUGCAGGCCAUACGGCACCAUGCACUCGCCGGGCUCCACCGGCCCCGGCGACGGGCGCGCGGCUGACAUCAUGGACAUUUGUGAGUCGAUCCUGGAGAGGAAGCGGCAUGACAGCGAAAGGUCCACAUGCAGCGUCCUGGAGCAGACGGACAUCGAAGCUGUGGAAGCUCUUGUCUGCAUGAGCUCUUGGGGUCAGAGGUCCCAGAUGAGACCCCUCACGCCUGUCUCUGACUCUGGUGACGUCACCACUGCUGUGCUUAUGGACACAGCUGCACCUGAUCUACCAAAGGACUUCCAUUCUUUUUCAACUCUGUGUAUAACUCCUCCUCAGAGCCCAGAGCUCACGGAGCCGUCAACAGGGACCCCUGUUCCUUCCCAAGUAGUUAACUCCAAAGGAUGCAUGGUCACUGCCCUCCCCCCAUCCCCUGCUGGGGGCCCCAGAACACUGAGCAAGAGGGAACCACUGGAGCCAGCCUCAGGGUCCUCCUGCAGGGCUGUGAUGACCAGUGUGAUCCGUCACACCGGGGAGAGUCCUGCUCCUACGCGCUUCCCAACUGGCCCCACUCAAGAGCAACGAGCAUCCGACAGCGGAGAAGGACAGGAGCGUUUGCUGGACCACCUCGAAGCCUUGCAGGACACACGCUUGGCAAAUGGCUUACUCGUCACUAACUUGGUUUCCUGUCAGCCUUGCUUGCACAAGUCCGGUGGUUCGUUCCCCACUGACAAAGGUCAACAGACAGGAUGGCCCGCUGCUGUUCAGACCUGCUUACCAAAGAAUCCUGAAAGUGACUUGUCAAGGAAAAUCACCCCUCUGAUUUCUGUCCCUGUAUCCAGUCCCCCUGUCCUUUGCCAGAUGAUCCCUGUGGCUGGACAGAAUGGCUUGUUCUCAGCCUUUUUGAAACCUCCUACCCAGUUGCCUGCAGGGACUAUCAAGCCCAUCCUACCCCAAGCUGCUUCAAUGUCUCAGCCUGUGUUCAUGGGCCCACCUGUGCCUCAGGGAACUGUGAUGCUGGUCUUGCCACAGAACACCUUCCCCCAGCCUGCUGCCUGUCCAUCCAGUGUCAUGGCCAUUGGAAAUACCAAGCUGUUGCCCCUUGCCCCUGCACCAGUGUUCCUUGCCUCCAGCCAGAACUGUGCCCCUCAGGUAGACUUUUCCCGAAGGAGGAACUAUGUUUGCAACUUCCCAGGAUGCCGGAAGACCUACUUCAAAAGUUCCCACCUUAAAGCUCAUCUUCGCACUCACACAGGGGAGAAGCCUUUUACCUGCAGCUGGGACGGCUGUGACAAGAAGUUCGCAAGGUCAGAUGAACUGUCUCGCCACCGCAGGACUCACACGGGAGAGAAGAAGUUUGUGUGUCCUGUGUGUGACCGGCGCUUCAUGCGGAGUGACCACCUGACAAAGCACGCUCGUCGCCACAUGACAACCAAGAAGAUCCCAGGCUGGCAGGCAGAGGUGGGCAAGCUGAACAGAAUCACUUUGGCAGAGAGCCCCGGGAGCAUCCUCGAACCCUUGCCGGCCUCUGGCUGAGGCAUCCUUCUGUGGCAUCCGUCACCUGUGGGCUUCUUCAAAAGCCUCUUCAGGAAUGGAACCUGUGUGUUCCUCUCCAAAAAUAAAUGUGGUCUCUGGGCUGUUGAAGUGGGGAGCUGGUUCUGAUGGAAGUAUAUUAAUUUUACUUUUCUGGUUGGGACCCUGUUUGAUAUCUUUUGUAGUUUUAGAACUCUGACUGUCUUUGUCUGUGUGUGUGUCUCUGUGUGUGUGUCUCUGUGUGUGUGUGUGUCUGUGUCUGUGUGUGUCUGUGUCUCUGUCGUGUCUCUGUCUCUCUCUCUCUUUUGUAAGGAAAUGGAAGAAAAUUUGCUCUAAAUCACCAGCAUUCAAACAAAUAUUUCUGCAAUAAAGUUUACAAAGUCUGGAUUUUUUUUUAUACCUUUCUAUUCAUGUUUUGUAGAAAUGUGACAGGGUACUAAUUUUUAUACUUUUUAUAAAAAUAUUUAUAUUGUGCUCAAAUCACCAGUUUGUGGAUAGAAAAUUUUACAGCCUUCUUUUCCAUGUUUUAUAACAAAGUUUUGUAAUAACCCUGCUUAAGAGUAAGCCUGGUAGUUAGUCAGAAAGAAGCAAAAAUAACAAGUUUGUUACCAGCCUUUUAUAGUCAAUAUUUUAGAUCAGAACUGGUUGAAUAAAGAACUCUUAAAGGGGAAAAAUAAACUUUGUAGUUAGCUUCUUUGUAUCAGUUUCAGGGGAAAUUCUAGCAAUCGAUCCUAUAGCCCACAGAACUAAGAUUGUGGUUAGGUAAAACUAAUCAUGUGAGUCUCGUGUCCCUGUGGAAGGUGUGCCCAGUCUGCCUGGGCUGCUGGCCAGCUGAGCAGGGGCAAAUAUGGAAUGUGGACUCCUGGGCCAUCUGUCUGCUAAGAGCAAAUGACCCCAUGUCCUGUCUGUGUUAAGCACCAACACUAAGAAUGUAGACGCAGAAACUCUGUAUGUUACCUGUUGGCUUCUGUUGUGGUUUUGUACUGCGUGCUAGAUUGAAUGACCACAGGGAAAAGGAAAUGUCUGUACUGGUUGGUUAAACUCUCCGCCAGAGUGCAGCUUCCACAAAGCAAGGCCUUUGUGCACAUUCGGCUCUGGGGUUCGGAUGCCUCUCUGACUAUGGACAAAACACUGAGAAACAUAUCAUUAAAUGGCAGUGGCUGUCACCCAACUGCUUUUUCAAUCAUUGUGUGUGAAGGAAAUUAGUUUGCUCAAACAAGAAGACUUGGAAUGGGUAUAUUGUAGCUUUCCUGAAAACAGAUUUCAGGCACUGCUUUUACGCCUCGUGAGCGGGUGUUCUGCAUCCAGGUGAUCACAAAAACAGAAUGGUUUUAGAUAAAUUCUGGGAAGCUCAGGCAGUACAGCAAGUGUGAUAACAGGUAUAUUGUGCUGUUUGGGCAGCCUGAGACUAUUUUUGUGUGGUAUGUAUUAGGUUUUGUAUUUGCCUUUUAAUCAUUGGUAUUUAACUUUAUUAAAUGAUGGCAAGGUUGAAAUAAUUAAACGUAAAAUGAGGCUUUUGUGUUCAGGUCUUUUGAGCCUUAUAUAACCGUUAUGUGGUCAUACCUUGUAUGUUACUUGACCCCUGUUAAGCUGCUGUGGUAGCCGAGUUCUGUAUGUACAUGUGUUUAGGAACUGCCCAGACAGCAGUCUUGCUAAUGUCUUUCAACAUAAUGGAGUGCAGGAAAACUAACUGUAUAUAGCUCACGUGUGUCCCAGCACCCUGGUCCUGUCCACCUGUUUUAAGUCAGCAUCCACACUGGCGACCGUGUAAGUGAUAAAUGGCAUCCAACUUGGAUGUCUUUUUUCAUUGUGACAUGCAGAGUGCUGUUCCUUGUCCUGGCAUUUCUGUGGGUAGCGGAAGGCCUUGGGGUGUUUGGUUGCUCAUCACAGGACUUUAUCUGACCAGUGUUGUUUCUAAAUGACUGGUGUGUUGCAAUGCCAUUAGGUUUCCAUUUCCCAAUUAGAUUUAGAAACCCCUUUUCUGAAAGAGCCCCCAACAUUUGUCUACUGAAAGACUAAGUUGGAAAACAGUUCCUAUCUGAAAAGGACCCCUGAGCCCCAGAGCCCCGGGAGUGGCUGCUCCCUUGAGGGCCCUCCCCAAAUCCCCACGGCGUGGUGGUGACCCCAGUGCACUUUAUCGCUUGAGAAGUUCUUGAUUUUUUUUUAAUUAUUUUGUUGAGCCUUUCAGUAGUUUUAGUAAUAAAAGUUUAAAUGUUAACAACUUUUGUUUUAUGUAAAAGACUUUGACUUAUUUAAAUGAACAUGUGUAAUGUAACUUUUUUUUUCUUUGAAUCGUAUAAAAUUCUCUUGGUUCGCAGACAA
Messenger RNA from Mus musculus (house mouse), 3982 nucleotides. It is a transcript of the gene Klf11, whose product is annotated as Kruppel-like transcription factor 11. The transcript is spliced from 4 exons. Gene Ontology annotation, biological process: negative regulation of transcription by RNA polymerase II; cellular response to endothelin. Gene Ontology annotation, molecular function: DNA-binding transcription factor activity, RNA polymerase II-specific; sequence-specific double-stranded DNA binding; transcription cis-regulatory region binding. Gene Ontology annotation, cellular component: nucleus; nucleoplasm. NCBI's taxonomy places the organism in Eukaryota, Metazoa, Chordata, Mammalia, Rodentia, Muridae. The record is from RefSeq and is marked validated. Bases 155 to 1663 code for a protein of 502 amino acids.